Molecule: messenger RNA, 2514 nt
Organism: Amborella trichopoda
Lineage: Eukaryota; Viridiplantae; Streptophyta; Magnoliopsida; Amborellales; Amborellaceae
Product: Tetratricopeptide repeat (TPR)-like superfamily protein
Biological process (GO): RNA modification
Molecular function (GO): protein binding; RNA binding
Source: RefSeq, a predicted model, not a curated record
AAUAAUCAACUAGGACCAUUACCGACUACACAAUCGAAGUCGCACUUUCUAAAACUGGGUUGAAGAUACUACGUUGCCAAGAUUUAGGAUCCUAAAAUAAAUCUCGACCUCGGGACUCUAAUAUCUUUUGGCUGGGUGAGCCGCGUCGAAAACUCCCUGACACAACGCAAGCCUGAUACGAGAUGAGAACGCCCACGCCCUUCUCUUCUCCAUCUAUAUUGACUCAUUUAGCCAUGACCAGUACCUUCGAACCACUCAGCACUGCGCCAUUUAUCGUCAUUUUUCUGGGGCACACGCCUUCCAAACUCGCCUGAACCAUGAUGUCCGCAAGAGCAAAUGCCAACGCCUCUUUCAUGGACCGCCAUGAUAGCUCAGCUUGCCAAAAAUGGCCGCUCAUUCGAAGUCAUGCGCCUCUUCGUCCAAAUGCGAGCCCAAGGAUCGCGCCCGAAUCACGCCACUCUUUGCUCAGUUAUUGCCACUUGCUCGAGCCACGGCCCGAGCCAUUUAGGCCCUCCACUUCAUGGGCUCGUCCUCAAGUCUCGGCCAUGGCUCGAGCCUGAUAUUGGGGUCUGGAAUUCUCUGGUUUCUAUGUACUCAAAGAGAGGAAGCUUAGCAGAGGCUCUCAUGCUCUUUGAGAGGAUGAAAGCAAAGGAUACUGUUUCUUGGAACAUCGCCAUUAAUGGGUGCUUGAGAGAGGGAUAUUUUGAAAUGGGGUUUGGUUUUUUCAGGAGAAUGAGGGUAUUGGAUAGAGCCCAGCAACCAGAUCCCGCCACUUUUACCACCAUCACAUCGGCUUCAGCUCAGUUAGGGUUUCUGCAACUUAUUGAAACUUUACAUUGCUUGGUUAUGAAAAAUGGGUUUUAUUAUGGGGAAAUUCCAGUAGGGAAUGCAUUGAUUUCAACGUAUUUUGUGCACGAGAAAUUGUUCGAUGAAAUGGAUGAGAGAAAUGUCUGUUCUCGUAAAGUGUUCGAUGAGAUGCCUGUGAGAAACGUGGUGUCUUGGACUGCCAUGAUCACCGGCUAUUUUCAUAGAGAGAUGUUCAAUGAGUGCUUGAUCUUAUUUAAAGAAUGUCUUGGCUCAGAAUCUGUGAGGCCGAACUCUGUGACCUUUUGCUGCUCACUCCAAACUUGCACAGUCUCACAAUCUUUCAAACUGGGAUUGGUGGUCCACGGCCUUGUGAUAAAAUAUGGUGUUCUCCCUGAUUCAUGCUUAGAGAGCUCACUCAUGGACAUGUAUGCAAAAUGGGGUCAAAUGCUUGAUGCCGUGAAGCUUUUUGAAAUGGCAGAGUCCCAUGACAUGGUGACCACAACUGUGCUCCUCGUUGGUCUCGCACAAAAUGGGUUUGUCGAAGAAGCUUUAAGCCUCUUCUCCAAAAUGAGGAAUUCGGGUAUCGAAAUGGAUGAGACCGUUGUCUCUGCAGUCCUUGGAGCAUGCACUAAUGGCUCAUGCAUGGCUUUGGGACUACAGAUACAUGGCCAUGCCAUCAAGUCAGGGGUGGUCACGAGCAAUGUAUUUGUGGGCAAUGGAUUGGUCACCAUGUAUUCAAAGUCCGGAUCACUUAACGAUUCGAUGAGAGUCUUUAAUGAGAUGAAUUAUAGAAACCAAGUAUCAUACAAUGCUAUGAUUGCGGGUCUAGCUCACCAUGGUCGAGGCGCCGAAGCUGUAGAACUCUUUGAAGUGAUUGAGAGGGAAGGUUUGGAACCGAACGAUGUCACUUUCUUGUCUUUGCUCCAUGCUUGUAGUCAUGGAGGAUUGGUAGAGAAGGGUUUCAGACUAUUUGAGUCCAUGUAUAAAGACCAUGGAAUGAGCCCAAGACUAGAGCACUAUGCUUGUAUGGUGGACAUGUUGGGGAGGGGUGGGAGGCUAAAAGAAGCGAAAAACUUCAUCGAUGGGAUGCCAUAUGCACCUGGUGCACAAGUUUGGCAAGCAUUGCUCGGGGCCUGCAAGAUUCAUGGCGACACCGAGAUGGGGGAAUUCGCUGCUAAGCAAUUGCUCAGCUUGGUGCCCGAAAAAUCUUCUGCUUAUGUUCUGAUGUCCAAUAUAUAUUCAUUUGAGGGGAGGUGGGAUGAGAAGGCUAGAGUUAUGAAGGAAAUGAGAGAGAGAGGUGUGAAGAAAGAAGCUGGAGUGAGUUGGAUUGAGGUGGGGAGAAUGGUGCAUGGAUUUGUAGUAGGGGAUAGGAUGCACCCUCAAGCUGAGGUUAUACAUGAGGAGUUGAAGGGGUUGAUUGGUUUGAUGAGAGAUGAAGGCUAUGUGCCUGAUCUAAGGUUUUUGUUGCAUGAUAUGGAUCUUGGGAGCACCUUUUAGAGGCUGCUAUUACAUGAAGGGCAAUGAAACAGUGUAGGAAGCUUUAUGUUUGGAUGACGACAAGCUAUGGGUCCAUUCUUUAAGAUUAAUUUUGGAUAAACUAAUGUUGAGUUGUGAAAUACAAUUUCACAUAUGUAAAUUGAUGGCUUGAUGCCUAUGAUUAGGGCAUGAAGCAAUUUUUGCAUGGGAAAUGUAUUAACAUGCACCUAU